Nematocida major is the source of this 1077-nucleotide messenger RNA. RefSeq lists its product as uncharacterized. The coding region runs from base 1 to 1077 and encodes 358 amino acids. The record is from RefSeq and is a predicted model, not a curated record. Lineage: Eukaryota; Fungi; Microsporidia. The transcript has a single exon.
AUGAAGUUGCAAAUAGUUUUAGUUACGUGCGGUUUAUAUCUGUCCACUGUGCGCGCCAAUAUGUUCCUAAAAGCGGAUGAAUACUCCAUGGAAAGCGAGCAUGUCCCUUCUGUGGAAACAGAAAUCACAUUAGAAAAGAUUUUAGAGGGGAAUACAGAGGGAGUGGUUUUAAACAGCGAAGCUCUAGAUGCUGCAAAAGACAAGAGGACGGCAGAAAGGCCAAAGAGGCAGAAACAAAAAGUGCACACGCACGAAAACAAGAAGGACAAGAUAGAGAGCGUAAAAAGGGGCUUUUUUCAAACUAUUUCCAAGAAGUACGAAGAAAUUGUAAAGAAGCUAGCACAAAAUAGCAGUGCGAACGAAAGGGGAAAUUUGCUUGACUUAUUUGAUGAAAAAUAUGCUCCUUGGUUUCUUCUGCUCAGCUUCAUGCUGGGCUGCAACAUGGUUAUGUUUGGAAUAAGGCACCAGCUGUUCAACAUUUUCAUAAUAACCAGCAUACACGCGUUCAAACACAUAUACACGCAGUAUGUGCAGAAGCUGUUUGACAGCCACGUGUUCCUAGAUGCGCUGAGCUCGGAGAAACUCGAGUGGAUUAAGCCAUACAUACUGCACGAGAGGUUUAGGCUGGCGGCGUGCGGGCUUGUGUGUCUUUUUCUUUCUUCUGUUAUAUGCUGGGCCAUAAACACAGCGCUGAGAACAGUUGUUUUUCUGGGGUUUAUAUACGCGCUUGGGUAUUUUCUCAUGCAAGAGAAGAUAGUUGCCUUGUCUGGAAUGAGAAAAAUAUCUCUUCUAGUCAUUCUUUUGGUCGGCUCCUUUAUACUGAACAGGAUUCUGUACAAGCGAAUAACCCGAUACAUGCUCAUACUAACAUUUGGGUUCUAUGGAGCGCUGCUGAUCCUUUUGCCGGCGUCUGAGGUGCUAAACAUAGGGCUUACUAUUCCUAGCCUGGUUCUAAGCUACACCACCUGUGUGAAGGAGAGCGACAUUUCGCUAAACGAAGAGUAUGCAUACAUUGGAGUGCUGAUGGUGGUGUCUAUCAUUCUGCAGGCCCAGACCACAAAAAAGAAAAGCAAAUAA